Molecule: messenger RNA, 2142 nt
Organism: Entrophospora candida
Lineage: Eukaryota; Fungi; Glomeromycota; Glomeromycetes; Entrophosporales; Entrophosporaceae
Source: the annotation of a GenBank genome assembly
UUAAAAGACGUAGAAGGUUGACGGAGGAUGAAACUUUGAAAUUAAAUAAAAUCUUUGAAACAAUCCAAAAACCUGAUUCAAAUCUACGUACACAAUUGGCAAAACAACUUAAUAUGUCUUCGAGAGCAAUUCAAGUUUGGUUUCAGAAUCGUAGAGCUAAACUUAAACGUGAUGCAAUGGAAUUAAAAAGUGCAGCGGACAGUAAUAGAAAUUUUAAACCUAAAAAAUUAACCUUGGCUGUCGAUUAUUGUAAAGAAAAUCAUCUAAAUAGUGUUGAUAUAGUAAAUAAUAUCAUUAGAAGUAGCAACAAUAUCAAUAGUAUUAAUACGGGCGAUAAUAUUAAUGAUAAUCAUAGUAACGAAAAAAUUUCAAUACCUCAUGGUACUUUGGAUCUUACAACAGCAACUGCCACUACCAAUAAUAGUAUUAACAACUAUUUCAAUAAUAUCACAAAUACAAAUGAAUUUUCAUCUUCUAUUAUCGAUAUUGACAUUGAUAAUAAUGAUCAUCAAAGUUUACCAUUAAUGACAACAAAUUGUCUUCCUUCUCCUACGACAACAAUUUGGCCACCUAGUACAAGCGCAAUCACUAACACAAUCACCACGACCGACAAUUCAUCAUCAUUAUUUGACGAUAUUGAAAAGCAACAACAACAAAAUAUUAGUAAUUCAUCGCUUAACCAUGAUAAUAAUAAUUCUCGAUCUCAAUCUCCCUCGUUCAACGAAUUUGAUUCUUCCUUUAAAUUUAAUAAUCAUGAUUCUUAUAAUUCACAUUACGAUUUCAAUAUUAAUGCACUACAAAAUCUUGGUUCUAAUAUUAUUGCUACAACUACAACAACUUCUGUUUUAACCGAUCCUCUUUUAAAAUCUUUAAUGGGUCGUGUUAUUCGCUCACAAAGAAAAGGACCAGGAGGUAUUUUCAAAUCUCAUACUAGACUUCGCAAAGGAGCUGCAAAGUUAAGAUCGUUAGAUUAUGCUGAACGUAAUGGAUACAUUAGAGGCAUAGUAAAAGAAAUUAUUCAUGAUCCAGGUCGUGGUGCACCUCUUGCAAAAGUUCAAUUUCGUGAUCCAUACCGGUAUAAACUUCGAUUACAAACUUUUAUUGCAACUGAAGGAUUACAUACAGGUCAAUUUAUAUAUUGUGGUAAAAAAGCAUCAUUAACAGUUGGCAAUGUGUUACCAUUGAAUUCAAUGCCAGAAGGUACAAUUAUAAGCAAUGUUGAAGAAAAAAUUGGAGAUCGUGGUGCAUUGGCUAGAACAUCAGGGAAUUAUGCCACAAUUAUUGGUCAUAAUCAUGAUGAAGGCAAAACUCGUAUCAAGUUGCCAUCAGGAGCAAAAAAAGUGGUGAACUCAUCUGCUCGUGCAACCAUCGGUAUUGUAGCAGGUGGAGGACGUAUUGAUAAACCAAUGCUUAAAGCCGGUCGAGCCUUCCAUAAAUAUAGAGUUAAGAGAAAUAGUUGGCCUAAAACUCGUGGUGUUGCUAUGAAUCCUGUUGACCAUCCUCAUGGUGGUGGUAAUCAUCAACAUAUUGGACACGCCUCUACUGUCUCUAGAGAAAGUGUUCCUGGUCAAAAGGUUGGUUUGAUUGCAGCCAGAAGAAGUGGUUUGCUUCGUGGUACAAAUAGAGUUAAGGUAAUAGGCCGUAUUCACGAAUUGAGUUGGGCUGACGAUCAUAACCCGCAUUCACAGAUUAAUGGAGUUGUGUUCACCGUUCCAGUAUUAUUUAAUGAUCGUGGCGAAUUAUGUGAUUAUUUAGAUUUGUUGUGGACAUUCAAAAUUAAACUACAAGAAACUAAUGAAAAAAUCGAUCAACUUCGGUUAGACCAUAUUUCCAAUAAGUUCAACCCAUCAUCUAUGAAACUGACAGAUUUAAUACCAAUCCAACCGCAUAUACCACAAAAAGACAAAGACAAAAAAGGCGUUGGAGCCACAAGACCGACUAGCUUACCACAUGGAACUAAAAAUACAGACCAUGAUAGAGACCAAGCUAGAGAAUGUAAAAAAUCUGUAGUGGAUGUUGAAUAUCGUACCAAACGUUUUAUAGUAAAAAUUUAUUAUGGUGUGAAAAAUGAGAGCAAUAAUAAUAUUGGAUGUAAGGAGUUGGUUAGAAUUGAUGAAAUUAAUCCAGACACAAGAAUUACAG